Ostreococcus tauri is the source of this 1173-nucleotide messenger RNA. Its product is annotated as SWIB/MDM2 domain. The record is from RefSeq and is a predicted model, not a curated record. The transcript has a single exon. Lineage: Eukaryota; Viridiplantae; Chlorophyta; Mamiellophyceae; Mamiellales; Bathycoccaceae. Bases 1 to 1173 code for a protein of 390 amino acids.
AUGUCCGCCCGACCGACGCACGCGGACGCGCGACAGUGGAAGCGGCGUCGCGCGAACGACUUGGACGCGCGCGCGCGACGGGAGCGGACGAGAGAGGAUGUUAGGGAGUGCGCGAGCGCGAACGCGUUGCGAUCGCUGGAGCGAGAGUUGGACGAGGCGAUCGCGUCGAGGCGAGCGCGGGCGCGAGGGACGAGUCGGUACGAACGCGCGGUGCGCGCGCGCGUGCGCGCGUGCGUGUUCGCGUCGAAGACGGGCGUGGAUGGGAAAGGAUUCGUGCUUCGCGCGUGCGGAUGGCCGGCGGACGGCGAGGCGGCGGAGCCGUGGAGCUCGAGCGAUGGCGACGGUAGGUUUGCGCAGUACGUGAAGACGAUAACGAUAACGCUCGACGGAGAACGCCGACCGCGGACGUGGACGAGCGAUGGUCGGCCGGGGAAGGAUCGGUUUGACGGGUUCGAGGUGCGCGGUCGGGCGGAGAGCGGGACGCGCGAGGCGACGAUUCGGAUCGAGUUUCACGGCGACGGGGAGCGGUACAAGGUGGCGAGAGAGUUAGCGGAGCUCCUGGCGACGCCGUAUGCGACGCGGAAGCGCGUGAUAUCGGAGAUUUGGACGUAUUUUUCGGUCAACGAUUUGGUGAGCGACGACGACGCGUCGGAGGUCGUCGUCGACCAGCCGAUGCGUGAGGUUCUCGUCGGGGCGGGAAUGACGGUGCCAACGGAUGGGAAGUUGAAGGUUGUGAGCGUGUGUGAGUUCGUGUGCACGAACAUGCUCAGUGCAGUGGAGCCGUUGGAGAUUAGAUAUAAGAUUGACGUGUCAGGCCCGUCGCCGUCAAAACCCGAGUGCUACGACGUUGAGGUAGAGAUGAUGGCGCCAGCGUACAUUUCGACCGAGAGCGAUCCAGAGAAGAGCAUCGAACAGUGCGAGGCGCAUAUUCGACGCGCGUACCCGUACAUCGAAGCUCAUCUACAAAGAAGGAACUUUCUCCUUCGGUUCGCAGAGAGUCCGUUUGAUUUCAUCAACUCUUGUGUGCGAGACCAAGCGCUCGGGAUGUAUGAGACAAAGGCGGAAGAUUUGUCGUAUGUUAAGGCGCGAGACGCUCCGGAGAGGCCGGCGCCGAGGUGCUCGGAGAGAUAUCACGAGCCGUGGGUUGACGAAGCCGUGAUGCGAUUAUUGUGA